UCGUGCAUGUCGUUUUUAUUUCUUGCGUGUUUUUGAGUUAUGGUGUAAUAACCCUCCUGAUUUAUUGUAAAUACCUUUAAUAGGUCAUGAAAUACUCAUACUUCAUUUGUUUGUGAUCUUGUAAUCUUUCCUUUGGAUUUCAUUUUCAGCUACAUAUUGAUGGAUUUAUUAAAGAUACCUCUAGUCCUUUUCGUCGAACAUCUAGUCUAACUCCUAAAUCUUUGAGACUACAAAUGCCAGUUUUCAAAACAACAAAUCCUGGGUGAUUUUGACACUGAAGCUGUUUCCUACCACUGCAGUGGACUUCCGUUCAUACUUAUCCUUCAAACGGUUCGUAGUUCACCUAUCAUUUCUGACAAUUAUGCCUUAUUGAACAGUUGAUCGCAACAUACAUCUCUUGAGUUACUGGGAUUAUGAAAAUAUGCAAUACCAAUAUAAAUCAUUUUUAUAAAUAAUUAUAUAGUCAAGCCUACAAAGAGUAUAUUCUCAAUGACUACCAAAGCACAUGGUAAUGGUGAGCACACAGGUUCAUUUUAACUACACCGUGGUACAUUCGACUGGAAGUGAUUCGGUGUGUAGUUACCUUACUUCGUUAGGUUGGAUGCUUGAAAAUGGGGGAUUUUCAGAGCUUUAAGUUCGAGAAUUCCAUGCCGGAUUUAUGUCCUGAAACACAGCUGAACUUUAGAAAGUUUCUUCAAGCUGCUGGGAUUGAAAACAUGUUGAUUAAAGAUGGCCGGAGAAUAUCAGAUACCGAAGUACUAAAUGAAAUCAGGAAAGAGGUCGCUGUUUUGUCUAUGAACGACGAUGAUGGACGGACCUCGUCGCUGAUUCUUGCGUGUAUCAACGGUGACGAUGAAGCUGUUAAACUUCUCAUUCUUUCGGGCGAGUGCGAUGUAAACGAGGUUGCACCUGAUGGAGAAACUGCACUGACGUGUGCCAUAUCCUCGAAUGCUGUACGGAUUGUGGAGAUGUUGUUAAAACAUGGGUCUGAUCCAAACUUUCGUGGUAAGAAAGUUGAGUGCACUCCAUUGAUGGAAGCUGCUAGUGUUGGUUAUACUGAUAUUGUGAAGUUGCUGUUGGAACAUGGAGCAUGUGUUGUCCAAAAGUCGAACACAGGAAAUACUGCACUACAUUAUGCUGCUACUUCCGGUCACUUGGAGUGUGUUUGUCUUUUACUACAGUACAAUAGCCCAAUGGAAGUUCAAAAUGAUACUGGUCAUACACCUUUGAUGGAAGCUACAAGUAACGGGCACGUAGACGUCGCUCGUUGCCUUAUAAAGCAUGGAUGCGAUAUUAACACACAUUCAGCGGAAUUCAAAGAAUCCGCACUAACUCUGGCAAGCUACAAAGUAUGUGUACGAUAUUCCUAUUGAAAUCUAUCAGCAAAACUUUCCGUAUAAUUCGAUCCUAUGGACACUGGCUUAUAGUAGCAUCAGUGCACGUUUAUUAGGUGUUAGGAAGUUAAGAUCUAAAACAACUGUUAAGGGUUUAAAUGCUGUCUUACGGUUCAUGUAACGGACUGCGAGCAUAUUACUCUACAGUUUUUUAGUUUGUAAAAAGGACAGUGUAGUCCCGAGUACCAUUUUUUAUCCGUAGUCCUAUUCCGUUUGUAUCAAAUAACACAAUCAUAACGCCUCAUCUAAUUUAUAGACUUGUUUCGUGCGUUGAGUCAACUAUGUUUCGUCUCAAUUUUGGAUAGGAUUUACAGUUGGAUAGCUACCGUCUGGGUGUCCCUCUCAACAGUCAUUUUCCUAUAAAUGAAAUAUUUGUAUUUGUAAUCAAUAUGUUCCUGGCCAUCAAUUUUUCCUGGUGUUACCGUCUACUUAUAUCAGGGGAUUGCGGUCUGGCAAAUUUAGCUCAUCAUUACGUUCCAUAAUCAAUUCCAUCAAGUAUAAGUGACGCGUGUUCCAAAACCACUACCUAGAUUUAAAGAGUCGUAACUCAUGGAUGCAUUAGCAAGACUGUUACGCCAAGUGUUUCCUAUUUAAACAGUGUGAACUCCAUAUUUAAGCUGGUUGGAGUGUUGUUUUUAGCAUAGUAACCCCAUUUGUUCCCCGUUUCCUUGUCUGGUAUAUUCUUUGUAUAAAGGUUCAGUCCAUACUUUUAAACACCUGUCUUAGCCAGUUAGCCAUGCCCUCAAAUAUGACUUUAUGUACUUGAGUUUUGGGGCAAAAAUAGUACGAUCGAACUUUAUAACGUGGAGCUCAGUUUAUCGCGUGAAUCUACAUUGCAUCCAUUUACAGUUCGCACAGAUGGUUUACUGGAUGUCGUUAAGGCAUAUGUAAAGAACAAGAACUAUUAAAAAGAUGUAGUGUUACAAGUUUUGCUACUAAUGCUGUUCACAUCAAACACUCGAGAACUGAAUAAGUAGAUGUUUCCUUAUCCUGGUAGUGCUUUUUUUCAAAGGGUCAUGCGGAAAUGGUCCGCUUCCUGUUGACUGCAGGAGCCGAUCACGAACAUCGUACUGAUGAAAUGCACACUGCUCUAAUGGAAGCUGCAAUGGAAGGUCAUGUCGAAGUUGCUCGAUUACUCCUUGCUCAUGGCGCGAACGUGAACAUACCACAAGAUAGUUUCGAGUCCCCUCUAACUUUGGCCGCUUGUGGAGGCCAUACUGAGCUUGCACAUCUGUUAAUUGGAUAUGGAGCAGAUAUUGAAGAGGUGAAUGACGAGGGCUAUACACCCUUAAUGGAAGCUGCAAGAGAAGGUCAUGAAGAAACUGUCGCUUUAUUGCUUGCAGUAGGUGAGUUGAUGAGUAUUUAUUCUGUAAAUUUUUAAUAAAAAAAUUCAGUACAACCUGCAUUAAUGUACUUUGUCUUGAAUAUUUGCGUCAUUAUCACUAAUGAUGCUAAUUAUAUGUCAAUUCUUUUCUUAACUGACCGACUUGCUGUUAGCAUGUGUCGUGUGUUGUAUUCCUUUCAAGUCUUUACACCUAACUAAACAGCGAAUCCAAGAGAAUUUUCUGUAUUAUGUAUUUAAUAGGGUUGUGUUAUCCGUUCCCGUAGAUUUUGUUAUCCCAUACUUAUUCCUCAAAUUCAUCUCUUUUUUUCUUAGAACCCUAUUCUCUGUGUUUAUUCCUCUUUAUUCCCCUAUCAACCUGAGUUUCAUAGUAGUUCUUCAUAUCGCAUUUUAAUUCUUAAAUAAAAACCACGAAUAUUUUGAAUCGUAUAAUACGAUAAUACCAAAUUUAGAUCUUAAGAUGCAUAUUAACAUUUGAAAUGUUAUUUGGUUCAACAAGCGACUAUACGAAAGUGCUAAUUAGGACUCAGGUUAUAUUGUUUCUGGUUACUUUGCCUUCAUAUGAAUAUCUUGCGAUCUGUUUAGGUGCUGAAGUUAACGCAAGAACGGAGGAAACCCAAGAAACUGCUCUCACGCUUGCAGCCUGUGGCGGAUUCAUAGAAGUCUGUGAAAUGCUUUUAAAUGCUGGUGCUGAUAUUGAAGUUGGCGGAGUUGGUUGUUCUACUCCUUUGAUGGAAGCUGCUCAAGAGGGACAUCUAGAACUUGUCCGGCGUUUGUUGGAGCGUGGAGCAUUAGUGAAUGCAGUGACCGCCACUGGAGACACGGCGCUUCAUUAUGCAGCUGAAAAUGGGCAUGUCAAAGUUUGCGAGAAGUUGCUUGACUGGGGAGCCGUUUUUGGAGCUAUGACAGAAGGAGGACGAACUCCAUUGAUGAAGGCUGCAAGAACAGGUCAUUUGGAAGUUGUCCAGUUAUUUUUAGAGCGUGGAGUAGCGAUUGACCAGCCUACCUCACAGAAUGAUGCCAAUGCCUUGUCGUUAGCUUGUAGUGGCGGACAUGCAAAGAUGGUAGAGUUCCUUCUUCAACAUGGUGCUGAUCCUCAAUAUCAGUUAAGAGAUGGUUCUACAAUGCUAAUCGAAGCUGCUCGUUCUGGAAAUCCAGCAGUUCUGAGACUCAUUUUAGACUAUCCUAAAUGUCUCAGUCAGCCGUCGUCCAUGCUUCCAAAUGCUUCUGUUCAGCUUGUUGCGAAUACAUUGAACCAACAUCAAACUCAACACCAAUUUUCUCAUGACCAGCGUUCUGCUUACCAAUCACUCGUGAAUGGCGUACCUACAAUCGGCAAUGUUAUCAUGCCACCACCCCCACCGCCUUUACCUAUUUCUGUCUCCGGAAUAACCAACAUGGAUAUGUGCCUUGACCCAUCUCAUUCACAUAUGCACUCACAAGGUCAUUCGCAUUCCUGUCAUUCACACCAACAACUUUCGUUUCAGGCUCCUUCCAGUCUUUCUACGUCAACUAACUCUGUUCAGCCCACAACUCAUAUAAAUGCGGCACUGGCCAACGCAUAUGCUGUUGGAUGGGCAGCCGGGGCAGCUGCUUUAGUUCACCAACAACAGCAGCAGCAUACAAUAAACUCAGCUAUUACCAGUUCAGUGGAUGCACCUUUGGUUAUGUGUCCUCCAGUCAGCGCUAUACUUUCACACACACAUACUUCUGGACCAUUGCAUGAUCAGAUUUUGUUGACAAACAACAAUACAUUCGAGCUUCUUCCUGGAACUUCUUUAUCAACAAAUGGAUCAUGUACUACUUUACCUUCAAACUGUUCGAUUAUGGCUCACAAUGCGCAUUUAAAUUUUCAAACUACUUCUGUCACUGCUGCUGUCGAUUCAGUUACCGGGAUAACUAGUGUUCAAACUGUGUUAACUCAGGCAACACUAGGUGCUAGUGGAACGGGACCAUCAUCUAGUACAACUAAUAGUAUUGGUAGCAUCAGUGGAGGUAGUUCAACCAGCAGUGGAAGCAGUGCUUCAUCCAUGGUUGCUGGAUCUUCAAUUGACCUUACAGAUGACUUUAGUGCUGGUCUACUGGCACUUUUUCAAGAGCUGAUGCCUGAUUUGAAAGCGGAUAAAGAUGAAUUGAUCAAACGAUUUGAAGCUGUCAUGUGUCCCUUCAGCACACUUCGUGCUGCUCGUACUGCUAUUAGUCAACGAAAUGGAACCAAUCUGGAUUCUCCAACCGCAAUCGCUAUGAGUACUAAUGCUGCCGUUUUGGCUCUUAGCAAGUUAAUUGAUCAACAAUCACAGUGUCGUGCUCAUUCUUCGUAUCCUGGAAAUGGUUGUGAAGUACUGGAACAACACCUUUCACCUAGAUGUAUUCAUACAUCUUCAGCUGAUGCCGUCUUGUCUAAAACCACCCAGUGGACAGGUCUGCUUUCGACUUCCUGUGAUACACAGUUUCCGGAACCAAUUUCUUUUUCCACUGAGUGUGGCCCAACACUUAGCAAAGUACCUGAUGAUCAACCAGACCUCACUGACUCCAACGAUCAUAACUUUAGUGCCGCUGCAAAUGUAACACCGGUUAUGUCUUCUUGCCAUUCAUCAUGCUCCGCGUUAUCAACAUCAGAAUGUUCAAUGUCUUCUGUCCAUAGUGCCAACUUCUUAUGCCGUGCCAAUAAAACAACUUCAACAUCCGUCGAGUCUAUUUUACCUGCACUAAAUUCUUACGACUAUGGAUUGGAUAAAACCUCUGACGUAUUAGGACCUUGCAUUGAUUCCUCGUAUUUAAGCAAUCUCGUGGAUUCUGUCGGUCUUGCAACAACUCAAGCUGUCAUUCAUGAAGCUGGUUUAAACCAUGAUAUACUUACAUGUUAUCGUCAUUUUCACCAUCCUGGAUCACAUUUUGCUUGUGCGUUUGAUGCUACAGCCACGACAGCUUCAGUAGCGAAUUUGAGUCAUAUGGGUGUUCAUAACAAUAUGCAUCAUCACCACCAUCAUCAUCAUCAUUCUCUGAAUGUAUCAACUUGCGGAGAUAAUCUAAUCGGUUCUAACAAUUUACUUCAUGUCCCACAACAGUCGUCCGCUAUUUCCAUCGAUAGUUUAAUGGUAAAUCAAGCGGGAACGAUCGCUUACAAUCCCUCAGCAAUGGCAGGAUACCAACAUGUCGCACACCCAACAUUGUUACCAGUAAGUGGAAGUAGAGUUCUGCCAGUAGGACCCCAGUCUAUCCUAUCAUCUGGAAGUGCUUCUAUACCGAACCAUGGUUUGUCACCCAAUGACAUGGCUGCAGUUGCUUCUAACAACUUGUCUAUGAUGGGAGAUACAAUAUCUCCCUUAAAUGUACCAUCUUUAAUUGAUGUUAAUGCUUGUAUUGAAUCCAGUAUGGAGACAGCUCUAACUUUGGCGUGUAGUGGGGGAUUUGUUGAUCUUGUUCGUCUGUUGUUGGAACGUGGAGCUGACAAAGAACAUCGUGACAAAAAAUCACACACACCACUCCAUACUGCUGUGUGUGCCAAUCAGCGCUCUGUCGUCUCAUUGCUGCUUGAUUAUGGCGCAGACAUUGAGGCACAAGUGGAUCGCACAAAAGAUACGGCUCUGUCAAUAGCGUGUUCUCAUGGAAAAUUAGAGAUCGUCGAAGAACUACUGAACCGUGGUGCCAACAAAGAACAUCGGAAUAUAUCUGAUUACACUCCGCUGAGUUUGGCUGCGUCGGGAGGAUAUGUUGAGGUUAUACAAUUGCUUCUACGUCAUGGUGCAGAAAUAAAUUCGAGAACCGGUUCAAAGCUUGGAAUCUCUCCCCUUAUGUUAGCUUCUAUGAAUGGACAUACUGCAGCUGUUCGUUUGUUACUUGAACAUGGCUCGGAUAUAAACGCACACAUUGAAACUAACCGCAAUACUGCUUUGACCUUAGCAUGCUUUCAAGGUCGUUACGAAGUUGUACAACUUUUGGUCGAACGCAAGGCCAAUAUUGAACAUCGUGCGAAAACUGGUCUUACUCCUCUAAUGGAAGCUGCCUCUGGUGAUUAUGUAGAAGUUGGGAGAAUCCUGUUAGAUCAUGGGGCUGAUGUCAAUGCGUCACCCGUACCAAGUUCCAGAGACACAGCUCUGACCAUUGCAGCCGAUAAAGGCAAUGCGAAAUUCGUCAACUUGCUCUUGGAAAAAGGUGGAGUUGUUGAAGCACGAAAUAAAAAAGGUGCCACCCCACUAUGGUUAGCUUCAAACGGUGGUCACCUUGAGGUCGUUCAAAGUCUUAUCCAGUACAAUGCAGAUGUGAAUAGCCAAGACAAUAGAAAAGUCAGUUGUUUAAUGGCAGCUUUUCGCAAAGGUCACAUUAAUGUGGUGCGCUUGUUAGUUCAAUAUGUAACUCAGUUCCCAUCUGAUAAGGAUUGUAUUAGACAUAUUAAAACUGCAGUAACGGACAAGGUGAGUUUUAAAGUUGUUACUUUUGAAGUUCAUUCACUUUCACAUGUAACCUUAUUGGAUAUCUAAAUCAACCAUUUUAUACAAAUUAUAUUCUGUUUCAAUUUAACACGCAUUGAUUUGUAUUUAUCAGUUUUUUUGUUACAAUCUGAGUAAUUCUUAGGUAUAUUACUUCGAUAGGCUUUUGCUAGUUAUUGAUCAUCUAACUAUUAUUUGUUGCAUAUACUAUAUAGCUGACUACCUCUCAUGUAAUUAAAAAAAAAACAAAUUCAUUGUAUUGAUUUUCGGCAGUUAACAACCCGACUAAUUAACUACAUGUACAGUACAUCUCUAAUGCUCCGCUUUGUUGAAAAUGUAUAGUGGACUCAACAGUUGUGUUAAUAAAUAGUACUUGUAGGCAAACAUUUUGUCAUAUAUCACUGAUCCUCGCCGCCUACAUUAUUCUAUCUUGUAUUAUCCUAUCAAGAUUGGUCGACCUUGUGUGUCUAUAUUUUAAUCAGACAUGUGAUGAUGUAUUUUUCUCACUCAUUUUUAUUAGCCAAAGUUUUAUCCUUGUCAAUGUUAAUUAAAGACCUAGAGAUCUGUCUGUUUUGGUCUCAUCAUCACGUGCUCUAGCCCCAUGUUACUAUUGGCUAACAUGUCUGCCAAUAACAUACAUCUGCUUUCUAGGCGAAUCAGAUUUAAGCCAUUGUUUACUCGCGCAACCUGUGCAGAUUUGCCUGCCUGAAUGCUAUUGGAUUAUGAUAUAUCGUCUUUUAGUGAGACCUUAGCUCAACUUUUCAAACACUUUCUUAGUAUUUGCAGGUCAUUACGUUGGCAUGCGUUUAACAACGUCACUGCAUUGUUUUCUCAUACCCUAGCAGCAUGACACAUUAUCUUUACCUAACCAAGUAUAAUUCCACCAAUGUGAUAGCAAGUACGCGUUUCGAAAUUGCAGCGCAAAAUCCAUCAUCAUAUUCACUAAGGCGCUGGCAACCUCAUGCGUUAACCAACACUUCCCAUCCUCCGCCUAAUCAUGUUGCUCCUCUGACUUUGUGUGAUGAAAAUCCUAUAUCAGCUAGCUUCCAAUCCCCUCAAAACUCACCCGACUUGGAUUUAUUACUUACUAAUUUGUCCUGUACAUUCUCAAAACAAAACCUGUCCAUAUCGAAUGAGGAUUAUUGUAGUAGUACACAUGAUGAUGAGAGUUUCGUUUUGGAGGAUGAUGUCGCAUCUGUUCAUAGUACGGAUAGGAUUUCUUCGUCUAGUGGAUGUUCUGUUAGCUUUGAUUCAUUUUCAUCUGGGAACUGUUCAUUUUGUAAUCCGGUAAGAAAUUUCAUAAUUUUGGCUAUCAUAAUUUUAAUUGGGGUUUACGUAUAAAUACUGCUUGUAGCUGUUUGCUUUUAGUAUAAUCAUCACCAAAUUUUAAAUGCUUUUAUUAUUAUAUUUAUAUAGAUGAUUUUUGAGUAAAUGUCCAACUUAAAAUUUUCAAUGACGGUAUAACAUCAGCUAGAAAAAAUUAAGUAGAUAUUUCGUCAUAGUUAAGGAAUUUUCACUAUCCUGCUAUCCUAGGCAGUAUUGAACUAUAAACUUUCGCUUCUUACAACAUAGAUGGUAUCCUACAAUUCUUAGAUAUGGGUAACCACAAAAUCCAUCUUGGAACAUUUCGCAAUUGAAAGUACGUGAAAUUGUUUUUAUUCCCAAUACUGCUGAUGUAAGUAACAUUGUAAAUUGUUUCAGUAAAAUCAAACAUUCAAAAGACUUGCUUUAUAGUUUUUUUUAUUUAUCAUGUAUAUGAACAUGCGUUAUUGUGUGUAUUGACCAAAGUUUAGUGGUAUUGAACUUUGUUCAUUAUUUUCAUACACUAAUAAUGGCAGGGUAAAUAAUAAUGUUGUUUUCACUACCUUUUAGGUUAUUGUGAUCUCAAGAGCCUACAUUUUGAUAUGAAGGAACUAAAACAUUUCUGUUUUUUAAGAUCGAGUUCUUUAUUCACUACUCAUCUUGUAUUCUACUUAUGCUUGUUCGGAUUGCCUGUAUGAAGAUUCCCUAUAUAUUUUAAUAUGUAUAUGAAGUAACGGUAUAUCAUAUUUCCUGUAAUGGCACUCAAAUAAGCAUAUUACCUUCAUACUGUAUUUCCUCAUUUUCUAAUGAUGUUUUUUAGUACGUCUUAUGUUGCGAAAGUAUGUUAUUCGCCAGUCUGGUGAUUUCGCUAAUCUUUCGAUGAUGCAUUUUUUUGAUAGAUGUAUCUUUAUACAAGUAAGCAACAUGGCAGUUCGUUACUCACUUCCAGAUUUUUUCAUACCGCGAAGUAUGUCUUGUAUGUUUUAUGAAUUUUUAUUAAAACAUCGAUUAGCAUAACCAAUAAUCUCGAUUCUGCUUUCUUUAAAAAAAACUCAGGAGCUGGCUAAACGCUGUCAACAGUGCAGGGAAAUUAUUAUAGCUGCUAAAGAAAAACAAGAAGGUGAGGCGAAGAAGAAUGCUGAUUGCCUUUUGGAACAAAUUGAACAGGAAGAAGAGGAACGAGCUAAUCGAGAAGCUAUGCAAGCUCGAAAACGAGAAAGGAAACGCAUGAAGCGUAAAGCAAAGCAAGAAAAAGAACGCCAAGUUAAAGGCAUAAAUCAAACACAUACAGAUUGUAAUGUCGAUGCGUCAUCUCGAAGUAAUACAACUGCUGAAACCAAUGAAAAUAAACGUACUAAUCAGGAUCGUGAUGAACAGUUUAGAGUUGAACAUAGUCCAACACUGUCACGUGUCCUACAACAUGCCCAAGAAUCCUCACUAUGUAACCAACUGUCAGAUGCUAUAAUUUAUGAUGUAGAUGACAAGCAAUGUUCUGCCUUUCGUAAUCCCUCUGAUUCACUUGUUACUGUUGUACCAAUGUCACCAGAGUCUACUAAACUUAAUCAACAGAUUGUAAAAGAUGUACAUCUUAAUUCUGAUGCUUCCAUAACUAAUGUUGAAAAAUCCAAUGUUCAACACGAUUCUGAUUCUGUUGAUAACAGUUUUUGUUCACAAGAAGCUGAAUCGAAUGCUGCGGCUGUAACAGAAGCCAAACGUGAAAAACAUCGAAACAAGAAACAAAGCCAACGAGCAGCAAAACGUGCAGCUGCCGAAAACAACACUGCUUUCGAUUUGGAUAAAGUCAGUAAAUCACCCAGCCCAGAAAUUCAGGACCCUAUUAAUUCCUCAAUCUCUCCUUGUUACGCUCUUUCUCCAAGUGGGGAUAGUGAAAACUGGAACUUGCUCAUCGAGUCCCAAAGUGCUCAUUUUGGUCAGUAUUUUAAUAUGGGCAAAAGUUCGAAUGUUGUCAGUGAUUCAAAUACAUGGACUGUAGUCGUACCAUCUAACAGUACGCGAUCUCAACGCACUACAGUGAGUACACACGUUUCUUCGCGUGUAAGUAAUGAGAUGGCUGAUUGGAAGACUACCAACUCUAGCAACAGUUCUUAUAAACGUCGACUUUCAAUUCCUGUUUCAAGGCAUGAUAUUGGGAAAGUCAUAGGUCAGGGUGGGGCAGUUGUUAGUGCCCUAAGAAAUAUGAGUGGGAUUCAAAUAGAUAUCGAAAGUGCGCGAAGUGAUGAAGUAACAGAGCGUAUGGUCUAUUUGAAAGGUCCCAGCGAAGCUGUCCAGCGAACUUAUGAAACGAUUCAGGGACUUCUCGACGGUUCAAUUGCUGGCAAUGAUGUCCUACUAAUGUAUCACGCUUUAAAAAAGUCUUCUACUCUACCAUCAAGCAUGUCGCUUUCUGGUACUGCUUUAGGCUCUCUUACUUCUAGGUUGAAUGGUGCAACUAGUGUGACAGUCCAGAAUACAAUUAAAAGCGGGUUGUCUAAUGUUAAGGUUAUCAACCCAAGUAACAGAACUCGUAGAACUGGGAAAUCUGUAACUAAUCCCGUAGCUGCAAAUACCACUCGAUCUACCUCAACUCAACCAACUCCGCUUCCCGUAGUCCCAAAACCCACAAAAACACCCACAAUAUCCAUCCCUAAUAACAGUAGCAAUAGCACGUUUUCAAGUACAACAGCUACUUUGAUUCCUUUGAUAUCUUCCGGUCUGAAGACAACUUCUGGAUCAACGAGUUGGAGUUCUAAAGUCUCAAAUACCAGCUCUUCAAAGGGUAAUUUCGCUUCCGUUGCUGCGGCAGGAAUAAGUACUCAUUCAUCGCGCCUCGUUAAGCCAGUAGACAACCAGAUAGUAAAAAGUGUUCGCAGUCAGUCAAAAACUACCGUUCAAAACUUAAUGACUGCACCGGCUCCAGCUUUGUCAUUACCAACAACAACUCCUGUUUCGUUACUAUCUCUCAAUUUAUCUCCGUUUCCAUCGAGUAGUCAAAUGUUUCCAGAUUUUAUUCCAUCGCUUUCUAAUGUCGGCGAUUUCUGUACUGAUUCUUUAGAUGAAGUUAGCUUUCCACCCUUGAAUCCUUCUAAAUCCACCAAAGUUACUCAAUCAAGAACAGCCACGACAACAACAAUACCGGCAGUAACUGUGUCAAAUAUGAGGAAUCCGUCAUGUUUAUCUAACACACAUGUUUCCUCUUCGUCUGUAAAUUGCCCCGUCGAAGGCAUUUCGUUUGGAAUGGAUAAACUUAAGAUAAAUACCUCAUCUGGUGACUUAACAUACAUGCUUUCCAUUAGUGUAUUUGACAGUCCCGUUUCUACAGUUCAUACAGCAUCUGUCUCAAAUUCAUUCCCCCUAACAACGCUUUCUACCACAUCACCGUCUAAUUAUGGACCUUUGACAGUUUCUCCUACUUGUGGAGUUAUGCAGACUUCUCAGUCGAAUACUCCAAUGGGUUCCGGUAACACACACACUUCAGCUUAUGUUUCUACACCGCCUACAACUACAACUCAAACAAAGUCAUUUGCUAGGGCUCCGGGUUCUGAACGCAGCGCGCAUCAAAGAAAUGCAAAUGUAACAGCUACUUCCGUCUCCCUUAGUCUAAACGAUUCCUUCCCACCAUCGCUUUUAUCCUUGGAUGUUAAUGGUAACACAAAUGUUUCCGUAAACGGCGGUGCUAAUGACACUACACUUUUUACACCAACAAAGCGUGCUAUCGCUUCAGACAUUCACAAUCCUGAUUUUCGUCAUGAUUCAAUCUCAAAUCAUUUUCGACCUGAUAGGUCAUGUGAAUGGCAAACUUCUGACUCAUCUGCAGCUCCUGCACCAUCGUCUUCUGCAUUUGUGAAGAACACUACGUUCUCAGUAGCCUCCAACACAUUAACAAUUACAUCCACUAGUGUCAGUAGUUCGAUCAUCGACAGUCACUCAGCUAUGGACUCUGUCCCAGUUGUUACAAACGUAUCACAAACGCGCGAUCCUAUCGGUUCUCUCCACUCUAUGCCAAUAUUAUGGUCUGCUUCGAGACCCGAUUUGAAUCCCAACUCAAUAGGUUUCCAACCGUCGUUCCAAACACUUAACCAAGUCGUACCAAACUUGAAGGCUAGUGCUGAAUCAGCUGACUCAUUAAUUCAGGCUUCCUUACUCCGAAAUGACUUCUCUAAUCACUCUGUACCUGAUCAAUUUCAAGAUCAAUACUCUACCCAAGGAGCUCAAUCUGGUGUCUUGCGUCAAAUGGUCACACAAGCGUCUCUCCAGAAAUCGAAUCCCGUUGGAUUAUCAUAUUUACAGUCCGCUCAUCAACAAACUCAGAUUAGUAAUUGCUCUUCAGGUUUAAACAUUUCAAACACGCAAAGUAUGUUGCCAACAUCCUCAACAAAUACUCCCCUAAAUGCAUCUUUCCGGUUCAAGCCUCCAAUGUCUGGUACCUCUGCAUAUUUAGAAUCACGAUCUACAGCAUUAAAUGGUUUUCCAAGUGGUUUUUGUUCUCCAUCGACUUCUUCAAUGCCUUUGAAUAAUCAAUUUUCUUCCGUUUUCCCUAUGACUCAACAACAGUCAUUCCCGUUACAACAGCAACUUUCUUUAGGCCCAGGUACUAUUUCAGCCUUAAAUCAACAGACCACAAGUGGAUUAUCAACUCGUUUGGGUAAUUCAUCACAUCCUAUGAUUAAUCAAACACAAUUGUCUAUGUGUUCAUCUGGUCCAGGUGGAUCUUACACUCCUCCUCCUUUUAUGACCGGUUAUGUUCAACCUAGCAUCCAACCUGUGUGUAGUGCUACAUCAGUCGUCCAUCCAAAUACAAACUAUACAUCUCAUUUGCUUAACGGUUUCAGUUCUUCAUCCCAUACUGGAACAGUGUGUACUCCGACAGUAGGUGCUGGAGUCCCGUUAGGUAUUCCAUCAAAUGCGGCACAAGGUCCUGUUCAAAACCAACCCGUUCCUAUACAACCAAUCGGUGCUGAACGUCGCCGACAAGCCAACACUCUCACGUCUGUCACUUCUUCGAGUAUAGUUUAUCCCAAUAUGUCGAGCAAUAAUAAUCUAGCUGGACCUGUCAACUCAGCAGCUCCGGUUGUAGCCAGUCCCCUAGCGACGAUGCAUCCACAAGCUCCUUCUCCUCAACAGUGUUCCGUUAAUUCCAAUGCUAAUAAUUUGUUAAUGGCGUUUACGAUGAAUUGGAUGCAGCAGCAACAACAACAACAACACUCAAACUUAGUUAGUGGUGUUUCUGGGACAGUAAAUUCACCAGCUAACUGGCCUCCUCCCAUGUGGCCUACUAACAACAUAAAUAAUAACUAUCCUGUCACCUGUCCACCCAUGAAAGUUCCUCCUUGUAAUCCAAAUGACAUGAACAUCUAUAACAAUUCAGCUAUGCUUCCAAACACUUUACCUGCUGUUAAUGGAGUGGCAGGACACCAGCAUCAACAAUCAAUAAUGGCCGCAGCUAUGGCGGCAAUGGCAAAUAUAUAUCCUUGGAAUAGUGGCGGUGGUAAUGGUAGCGGAAAUUCCGGUAUCUUAAGUGGAAUCCCUGGUGUAUCAACAGCUGGCUCAAAUCGUUGGGUAUGUCCUCAAGUUAGCACUGCAUUCCCUGGUGUCAACCCAUCGACUGCACAACCGUACUACCAAGAACAAUAUCCUACAUUAAAGCCUAGUGGUGGUAAUUAGUUGUUGUUGUUGGUUCUGUUGCCAUCGGGAGUUUUCACACCACAUACUUAACGUGAAGAGGUAAUUUAAAACGUAAACUGCUCUUGACUUUUGGAUUGAUAACUCCUUACUGUCUGUUCGUUUUCUUUUUCGACUGAAUAAAAUAUGCUUCUUUCCUUGUUUAUUCAUUUCUACGAAAUGUAGUUAAUAAAUUUAGCAAAUCGCAAGGUCGUUCAUACUAUUAUGACGAAAAUGAUCAGGAUUCUUUGUAGUUAUGCUCGCUAUCAGUAUCGAUUUUCUACUUGUUCUCUCUUUGCGUCCUGUUUAUUUAAUGUGUUUAGAUUUCAGGGUUGUCUCCCGGUUGCAAAGUAGUCGUUCAUAUUGUUAGCAUGUUUAUAUAUAUAUAUAUAUAUAUAUAUAUAUAUAUAUAUAUAUAUAUAUAUUGAAGCCUAAAAACAGCUUUUUGUUCGAAAUUGAUCAGAUUUAUUUAUACCUGAUCUCUCGUUGCACAUGAUUCUUCUGAUAAUCCUAAAGUAAUCUUGAAUGCAGUUGGUUUGUCAGUCUAAUUCCUGGUAGAGUUGCAAUCAUUUGUCCCAUCUAUUCAUUAUGUUGUUAAUUCUAGUGUGUUUAAUUUUCUGCAAGUCAACUUUUUGAUGCUGCCAUUCUAUAUAAAUAAAUUUUCGAUUACAAUUUUCUUGUGUUGUACUAGUUUUAAUUGGAGGCCAUUAUAUUCAAAAAUAAACCUCACUUUUAUAUUGCCUCUAUUAAAUGCUUGUCUUUCGUACUCACCUGAUUCUGCUGUGGUUUGCGUAUUAUUGUUAUUAUAACUUGAACAAACUAUUAUACAUGAAUGGUAUACCUCUGUCUUAGCCACUCUCAAAUUGUAGUGAAGUUUUGUUGUUUUUUUCCAGACUGUUACUAAUUAACAUUCAUUCAUUUAACUGUAAUCAAAUCAUAUCCAUAUUACCUUUCUGCUCGUUUCCCUUUACAACAAAACCUCUGAAAUCUUUUGUUAUAAUCUGUAAUUUUGAUUACUAUAACAUCUAUGUUCUCUCAUACUACCAGUGGAUAGAUUUGAUAUAUAUAUCGUUUUUUGAGGGAAAAAGUUAACAAUCUUUUCAGGCUGUUGCGUUUUUAGCAAUUGCCAAAAUUUUCUUAGUGAACUUUAGCUUCCUUGUUUGUUUUUCUGUCCUACUACACGGUCAGUUGGUUGACGUUUCCUCGUCAGUGUAAUGUACUGUAUCAUAGAUCAAGCAUCCUACUAUUAUUUGUCCAAUGUUCUCUCAUUCUUAGUGAAAAAUAUAUGGGUUCGUCAAAGUGAUUUCCUCUAGAAAGUUUAUGCACUGGCCCUCCCACUUUUCUUUAUAGUUGUCGUCAGCCAAAUUAUACUUAAAGUAAAUCUCAACACUUUCGUAAGUGUCGAUCAGUCCUUUUUAAAAUUAUACCAAAAUCAUUAUGCUGUCGUCGCAUUCCAUACAGGGGAUAUAAUUGUUCACAUUGUAGAAAGACCAUGUAUUCUAAUUUCUGCUAAUUCAUGUUGAGCUGUUUAGGAUUACUUUGAUCGGUUCUAAAGAAUUUCUUUUUAGAUUACCAACUCCUUUGGUUUGAUGACAAUUGUGUAGGAGUCUAUAACAAUAAUACACUCCAAGUUUUCAUCCAAUAAGGUACAGUUGACUGUAUUUUUGGACCACUUGGGGAUCUCAAUCAUGACUUCAAAGUAAAAGUUCGGUUUUUAGAUUCUAAUAUGAGAUCAGAUUUGUUAUCCAGCAGUAGGCGCAUUACACUGUAUGUAUCUUAACAGCUUUAGUGUGUAGCUACCUACGUCUAAAUAAAUCAGCAAAAUACAUUAUCAAGUUACGGAUAUCACCAUGAAACCAAGCUAACAAACAUUGAUUUUAGAAGUCGAGUAAGAGACAAUCAUUGUUAACUGCUUGGAGACGUUGCAAACUAAGUUUUUGUAAAAAAACAAGUAGUUUUUUUAAUUAAUGGGGGAAUGUACAUGUUACACUAAUCUACUUUGAGCUAGUUACAUGAUUCCAACAUAACUGUAAAAAUAAGACAUUUAGCCAGUAGUUCUUGUAACUAACUAACUACGGCUUUUAAGGAUCGAAGGCAGGUAUUUGUUUGAGUCAAUAUUCCAUGCUAUAAUAAACGACUGAACAUUUUUGGCACAUAUUUCCAGAGAUCUUAAUCCAACGCUGGGCGUUUUUGUCUCAAAUCUCAAGUACCUCUAUGCCUGCUCCAAAACGGCCAUGCUCGUGUUGUAUUCAGCCAGCAAAAGCAACAGUAGUUAAUAUCACUAUCCACUAACAGUUCUCCUGAAUAGCGUGUGUCAGUUUCAAAAAAUUAGACACUUCUUCGGUAGUCGGCCAUGAUGGUCGCAUUGGCUAGCGGCCUCAUUCGGUUUGACGCUCCUGAUAAAAAGCUCUCCAGCGAAGAAACUUUUCACGACAUAAUUAACAUAAAGUUGUGCAAUCGUAUUCGUAGUUAGUUUUACGCUUAAUAGUAUGUAGUGAAGGGUGUUGCUUCAGUAAAUAAUUACGCCUGUUACCCCCAAUAGAACAUAGGUCACUGAUCAGCAUUCUCCAACCCCCUCUGUCCUGGGCCUUCCUUUCUAGUCCUAUGCAAUUGUUGUCCAUUCUUCUCCAUUUCUCGGCGUAAUGUGUUCUUUUGUUUUCUUCUCCCUCUUUGACCUUGAGAAUUCCAAGUGAGAGCUUGUCUUGUGACACAGUUGGUUACUUUCCUCAAUGUGUGUCCUAUCCACCUCCAGCGCUUCUUCCUCCACUGGGACCUAGUUUGUUCUAUCCCAUGGCGCGUUGUUGCUGACAGUCUCUGGCCAGCGGAUGCGAAGUAUUUUGUGUAGACAAGUGUUAAUCAACAUUUGUAUCUUCUGGAUGAUGGAUUUCGUAGUUCGCCAUGUUUCCGCCCCAUACAAUAGAACUGUCUUGACAUUUGUAUUUAAAAUUCUGACUUCGGUGUUGGUUGACAGUUGUUUUGAGUUCCAAGUGUUCUUCAGUUGUAGAUAUGCUGCUCUUGUUUUGCCGUUCGCGUCUUCACAUCUGGAUCAGACCCUCCGUGCUCAUCAGUGAUGCCACUUCAGUAAAUAGGGUUAUGAAAAAUAAUGUUCUUAAAUAUCGGCAGACAACAAACUCGAUCGUUAAAAAUAUGCUAGUUCACAAUGAUUUCUGUAAAAUUCUGAGAGAGAUGUUUCAAACUUAUGAUUGAUAUAAUCAUUAAGACGACCAAGUGGAACUAUAUAGUAUUUGACUGAUUUUACCAAUCCUUAACUCGAGAUUCAAUAAGUGAGAAAUGAUUACUAAAAAGUUCUGUAAACUUACUGAAAUUAAGUGAACAUUCACUAAGUAGCGCUAGACAAGGUGUCGGGUUUUAUAUACUAUCCUACUAGAAGUCUAUCCAUGAAGGUUAGCAAAUAGUAAAGUGAUCUCUAUCAUCAAUCACUCAUUAACAUAUGAAGCGUUCAAUCAAAAUAGUAUGGUUGACCUCUGAUAGAUUAGGCCGCCAACCAGCAACAUCCAUUGAAUUUUGCCCUGGCCUUUCUUUUCCCGUUAAUCUGUCCCGUGCUCUUUUCCAGUUGUUCGCUAAUGCUAUUCAUAAUCUCAAUGCCUGUUUAAUAUUCUCGGCCCCAAAUGUUCUGUAAUGUAGCAAUUGAGUAGGACUUAUGAGUGAUUAUUGAAUAACUUUAGAAUUUCAAUGUUUGAAACGAAAAUCUAUUUGGAACCUAACUUACCUCCUAUCCUCCCUGAAAACAAUAUACAAGAAAUAGAUCGAGCAAAGUAGAUAUUCCUUCUGACCAGUUAAUCACUUGAUUUAUAUUGUUAUUUGAGGUUUUAACAAAAACUGUGUUCCACAAUUCGUGAUGUCAUUAGUCAGAUUUUAAUGUUUGUGAUAUGCUGACGUUUUACACACAGUAUAUAUAUUUCAUUUUAAGUGAUUAAAAAAGAAGUAUCUAUUAAUUCAACUGCUCCUGUGGAGCAAGUUAUAUUGACAGAUGUUCUAGGAAUUUGUACAUUCGGGCUCGUGAGCACCUACCCGUGUGGUUAAGCAAAGGUGUUAUCAAAACUGUUAACAGCUCCAUCUUAGACCAUUUAGUCCAAACAGGACAUACAGCAAAAAUGGAGCAAUCUUUUGCAAUAAUCUAUCGUGUCAACAGCGGUCUACCUAUUUCCGUCGGACUGCGAAUCCUACAGACGGCUAAAGCAAUUGCUAUUCGGAUCAAAAAGCCAGAGUUUUGUAUCCAAAAGAAGUAUGUUCAGCCACUCCUUUUACCCUGGUCAUCUAACUAAUAAUCAAUCUUAUAAUGUGGUGACGUAAUCUGAUUAAUGUUCAUUUUAUGUCCCAAACUUAUUAUUAUUAAUGUUAUUAUUAUUAUUAUUAUUAUUAUUAUUAUCAUUAAUAUUAUUGUCUUUACACUUGAUAACCACUUUUUGAGGAAUUUAUUCAAUAUCCACCCCUGAAUCUACUAUAUUUGACCUAAUUAUUUUACAUAUUACGUAAUUUCCAAUUUGUAAUCACAAUAUUCUCUCUCUCUCUUACCCCAUGUUGACUAUAUUUAUUCUGAUAAUUUAUCUCACAAUUUCAUUUCGCUUAUAAACUGAUUCAAGUUAACACUUCAUAAUAGUCAUCCCAACAUUAACGAUUUUAUUUAUAUAACAAACAAUUCCUGAUUCACAUAUUACAAUUUCCAAAUGAUGUAUUUUGCCUUAAAUCUGGCCAAUUUUAUGGAUUAUUAAUCUGGAUUUAUAAUUGUAGAACCUGAUGAGAAAUUAUUGAAAACAAUAUUCGUCGUUCAUACAAUUGAGUAAAUAAACAGUCAAUCAGUUUGAGUCUUCAAAAUUAUUCACUAAACAACUAACAAAAAGAUUAAGAUGAAAUGAUUGUGAUUACAAUUAAAUGAGCUUUUAAAAGUGGCAUUACAAAUUCAUUAUGAUAAAGUUACCAAUAUUUUGUUAUUUAGAUAUGGGUUUAGAGUUACUUAAUGAAUUAAUUAUUUAGAUAACCAUGAAAAACCAGGGAGUAAUAAGAAACAUUCUACAUUUCGAGAUUCGUUUUUUAUCUGAUACAGAAUAAUGAUCUACUGAUCUCAUUAAUGGUACCAGUUUGACGUCCGAUAUGGUACGACUUCGUUACAUUCAUACAUUCUCAGUUGAAAUUUUGGACUUAAAUUAUACUAAAUUAUACCUAUUAUUAAUCAUAGAGCAUACGCAGUCGACGAUGGCUAUCCUAGUAACUCUGUCCUGGGUUUUCGUUUCCAGUCGUUCCUAAUGUUAUUCAUACUCUCAAUGCAUGCUUACGAUUUUCGACGCCAUCUGUUCUUUGGUCUACCUCUUCAUUUUGCUCUGAGCAUUUCAAGUUGGGGUGUGUGUUGUGAUGCUGUUUGAUGAUUUAAGUAAAGUGUGUCCUAUCCAACUUCAACGUCUUUUCCCAAUAUCCUCGUCAUCAGGAAGCUGGUCUGUUCUUUGUCACAGUCGGUUGUUUCUGAUUAUCUCUGGUCAGUCGGUCUGGAGUAUCUUGAAUAGACAGCUAAUUGGAAACACCUGUACAUCUUCGAUGAUCGCUAUAAUAGUCUCGUUGAUUCGGCUCCGUACAAUAGAACUGUCUCGAUGUUUAUAUUGAGUAUUCUGAAUUAUAAGAAUGCUACCAUUGUUUCGCCAAUCCUUACCGUCACAUCCGCAUCAGAUCACCUUUGUUUAUCAAUGUCAUUGUCGAGAUAUGUAAAGAAACCUAACCAUCAAGUGUGAUUUUGUUGAUGAUCGCUGUAUUGUAUUUCAAGAUGUCGUUUUUCCAUUGUGAAUGGCUGAACCUACUGUUGCAGAGACUGCAGCUGCUACACUGACUGUCUUUAUGUGCAUUAUUGUUACUCAUGGGACAGAAAUGCAAAGUUAUCUGUGAAGACCAAACAAUCAAGUUAUGUUUAAAGUGUCUACUUUGUUCCGUAGUUGCCUUGAGAUGUGGGGGUCUCUUAUAUAUUGGGACGAUAAGUGAUUGUGACCAGUCAAAUGGGAUAACGUCCAACUCCCAGAUCUUGGCUAAAAAAUUAGUCAACCUAAUCGCCAAAAUUGGACCACCAUCCAUAAAGACUUCUGGAGCCAAUCCAUCUGGACCAUCUGCCCUUCCUCGUUUCAGAUUAACUAUUAGCCUUCUGAACUUCAGCUAGAGUUGGGGGACCUACUUCAAUGUCCCAUUCACACUGUCUGGGAAUGGAGGGUAGUUGUAGAGUAGCUGAAGGCCAGUUGAACUGUUCUCUAAAAUGUUCCGCCCAUCGUUCUAAACGUCUGGACUGGGAGCAGAUGAG
Molecule: messenger RNA, 20421 nt
Organism: Schistosoma haematobium
Lineage: Eukaryota; Metazoa; Platyhelminthes; Trematoda; Strigeidida; Schistosomatidae
Product: Ankyrin repeat domain-containing protein 17
Exons: 13
Coding region: 9666-14129 (1487 amino acids)
Biological process (GO): innate immune response
Cellular component (GO): cytoplasm
Molecular function (GO): protein binding; RNA binding
Source: RefSeq, a predicted model, not a curated record